Messenger RNA from Emericellopsis atlantica, 1032 nucleotides. RefSeq names its product alpha/beta hydrolase fold-3 domain-containing protein. Gene Ontology annotation, molecular function: hydrolase activity. NCBI's taxonomy places the organism in Eukaryota, Fungi, Ascomycota, Sordariomycetes, Hypocreales, Bionectriaceae. Bases 1 to 1032 code for a protein of 343 amino acids. The record is from RefSeq and is a predicted model, not a curated record. The transcript has 4 exons.
AUGGUUGUCACGAAAUCAAAGGCAGAGUAUACGCCUGACGAUGCGAACUUCACGCCAGGGAAGAAUUCCCACCUCAGUACCCUCGACCCAGGCUUCGCAUCCCUGAAGCCCACGAUUGAUCCUCUAAUUGAAUCUGUAUGGGAGCCUUCCUUAUCACUUGAGGACUUUCGCAAGCUGUGGCUGAAUGACCAACCACCUCCACCGGGUUGUCCUGUCGAAGGGGAGGAUGUUGUCUCCGAAACGAGCAUGAUUCCCAUGCGCGACGGUCAUGAGAUCGAGAUCAAGAUUUACCGGAAGAAGGGCGACGAACGUACGAAGGCCCUGAUGAUGAGAUAUCAUGGGGGCGGCUGGGUGGUUGGUGGGCAUUGCACGGAGAAGGCUGAGGAUUUGCUCAUUGCUGGGCGAACCAACACUACCGUCGUCAGUGUUGACUAUCGAAUGGCACCGGAGUGGCGCUUCCCCUACGCCGCAAAUGACUGCUUUGACGCCUUACAAUGGUGUCAAAAAAACGCCUCUACUCUUAAUGUAGACCCUGCAAAGACUCUCCUCAAUGGUGGUUCCGCCGGCGGUGGCCUAAGCCUUGUCACAGCUCUCGCGGCGCGCGAUGCUGGGCUCCCCCUUCUCGCCUGUGUCGCCACGUUCCCGGUUACUGUCCACCCAAAGUAUGCGCCAAGGGACAAGUACGAGCUCAAGAGCUUUGUCGAGAACAAGAAUGCCAGUGUUGUCAACGAUGUGCGGCUAGAGUGGUUCACAGAUAUGUAUAUGCCCGAGCCCUGCGACGACUGGAGAUUCAGCCCACUGUUGGCAGAGAGCCUAAAAAGCCUACCACCUACGCAUAUCGUGGUGGCUGGGUACGACUGUCUGAGGGAUGAGGGUCUGGCCUUUGCUCAGCGACUCAAAGACGAGGGCAACGAGGUCGAUCUGAAUGUCUACGGCGGGCUGCCGCACUGUUUUUACAUGAUUGGUGACCACCCAAAGGUGCGCAAGUACUUUGACGACAUGGUGGCUUUCGUGCAGAAGUACACGGGUUGA